AUGUCAACAGAAAAAAUACAAAAAGUUGUUAUCAUUGGUUCAGGUCCAGCUGGUCACACUGCUGGUAUCUAUGCCGGUAGAGCCAGAUUAGAACCAUUGAUGUUCGAAGGUUUUAUGGCAGGUGGUGUUGCUGCUGGUGGUCAAUUAACUACUACAACUGAAAUUGAAAAUUUCCCAGGUUUCCCAAUUGAUAUUUCAGGAUCAGAAUUAAUGGAUAAAAUGAGAGAACAAAAUAUUAAAUGUGGAACUACAAUCGAAACUAAAACCAUUUCAAAGGUUGAUCUUAAACAAAGACCAUUCACAAUUUAUGUAGAAGAUGAAGAAGAUAAACCAAUUAAAGCACAAUCAAUUAUCAUUGCAACUGGUGCAACUGCAAAGAGAAUGGGUGUACCAGGUGAAACAGAAUUUUGGAGUAAAGGUGUUAGUGCAUGUGCAGUUUGUGAUGGUGCUUUACCAAUCUAUAGAAAUAAACAUUUAGUUGUUGUUGGUGGUGGUGAUACUGCUGCUGAAGAGGCAACCUUUUUAACUCAUUUCGCCUCAAAAGUUACUUUAUUGGUCCGUCGUAAUGUUAUGCGUGCCUCAAAAGCAAUGCAACAAAAAGUUUUCUCUAACCCAAAGAUCGAAGUUCUUUGGGAUACCACUUUGGUCGAAAUCAAAGGUGAAAAAUCCGUUACCUCUGUUGGUAUUUACAACUCUGAAACUAAAGUAAGCUCAAAUCUCGACGCUCAAGGUUUAUUCUAUGCCAUUGGUCACACACCAAAUUCUGCCUUCUUAAAUGGUCAACUCAAUACCGAUGAAACUGGUUACAUCAUCACUCAACCAGGUUCCACCAAAACAAACGUUGAAGGUGUUUUCGCUUGUGGUGAUGUUCAAGAUAAAGUCUACAGACAAGCUAUCACCGCCGCUGGUAAUGGUUGUAUGGCUGCUUUAGAUUGUGAAAGAUUUUUAUCUUCUUUAUAA
This is a messenger RNA of Dictyostelium discoideum AX4, 960 nucleotides long. It is a transcript of the gene trrA, whose product is annotated as thioredoxin reductase. The record is from RefSeq and is a predicted model, not a curated record. NCBI's taxonomy places the organism in Eukaryota, Evosea, Eumycetozoa, Dictyosteliales, Dictyosteliaceae. The coding region runs from base 1 to 960 and encodes 319 amino acids. Gene Ontology annotation, cellular component: cytoplasm. Gene Ontology annotation, biological process: removal of superoxide radicals. The transcript has 2 exons. Gene Ontology annotation, molecular function: oxidoreductase activity; thioredoxin-disulfide reductase (NADPH) activity.